GGAGAGCGCCGCCGCGCCGGCGGGUGCAGACGUAUAGUGGUGCGGGGUGCGGGACGAAGCGGGCCUCUUGCCGCUGGUCUGGAGGCUUAGAGUUGAUAGUGGAGUGAGUGAUAGCGCAGCCCGAGCGGGUGCGCGGCCCGGGCCCGGGGGCCUACAUGGCGUGAGUCAGUCCAGCAGUCGCAGCCGCCACGGCCGCCAAGAAGACCAAGCACCAGCACACAUCGACCGCCUCCUGCCUCGUCUGCCGGAACGGGUCGACGGGAGUGCACUCGGCGGCAUCCGCGGAGAGAAUGAUGGGCCGGCAGUGGACGCCACUCGCGGCCGCGCUGCUCCUGCUGCUUGUCGGCGCCGCCCCCUUGGCGACCGCAGCGCUGGGCGACGAUGAGAGGGUGUGCCCCACGGUGAGGGCCAUCCGGCACCUCCAUCUGCACGACAUGCUGGGUCACUGGUACGUGGUGCAAUACUACGCGUCCAGCGAGGAGCUGCCAGAGUACCGGUGCAUGCGCGCCGACUUCAGCCUGAGCACGGCGCCGUCGACCGCCGCUCCCGGGCCCCGCGUCACCAUGAACUUCACGUACGCCUUCAGCGACGACCCCAUGGGCGAGCGGCUGCGGGGCAACAUCACGUGGCUGCUGCCGGACCUGGGGCGGCCCGCGCACUGGAGGCACCAAGAGGAGUCCUAUCAGGGAGUGUACAACACUUAUGUGCUGGACUCGGACUACACGACGUGGGCGCUCCUGCUGCACUGUGCCGAACAGGAGGGCUCGCUUCGCUACCUGUCCUCCUUCAUCCUGAGCCGCGAGCCCGACCUCCCCGCCAACGUGCAGGCCUACCUCCGGGACAAGCUCACGCGCUACGCCAUCGACCUCGAGUUCAUGUUUCCCAUGGCCCAGGACGACUGCGACAACCUCGUGGACAUUGACGGCCCCGUGGAACCCGGGUCCGGGUCCGGCGGCCCCGAUGAACAGGUCGUGACCCAGGAGCGGCCGCGGCCCGACAGGAAGCACCCCAUGCAGCGCCACCACAAGCCGAGGAGCCAGGGGUGACCGACACCCUCGGCAUCGCCACGAGCGUCAAGCGCUGACCAAGUUAUUGAAAUGACGGUUUGACAUUCAUUCUGAAGUGAUCAGACCAAAUACGACGAGAGUGGUCAUCAAUGAAGACUAUGGAACUGAGAUUUCGAGAAAUUGGUCAACAUUUUAUCAAGUGUCCGUCGGGUAUAUGCAAGAAUUAAGAGAGAACUUGCAUCAGGGUAAAAGUUUGAAUGGCUGCGUUGUAAUGUAAAUGAAAAGCAUGAUGCCCGCUACGGACACUGACGAUACUAUGUGUACUCUUUUUAAUCUACACACGGGCAAGUAUUACAUUAAUAAUGUACAGAUGUGAGAUGUAGAGUACAGCGAGUAUUCUCACAUUUCAAUUUUGAAUAACUGCGUCGUUUUCCGUUCACUUGUGUAAAUCCUAUUUAAAAUUAAAUGUUGUGUUGUUGAAAGUAA
Messenger RNA from Frankliniella occidentalis (western flower thrips), 1493 nucleotides. RefSeq lists its product as uncharacterized. The coding region runs from base 291 to 1046 and encodes 251 amino acids. NCBI's taxonomy places the organism in Eukaryota, Metazoa, Arthropoda, Insecta, Thysanoptera, Thripidae. The record is from RefSeq and is a predicted model, not a curated record. The transcript has 4 exons.